Messenger RNA from Brienomyrus brachyistius, 510 nucleotides. Its product is annotated as protein S100-P-like. The transcript has 2 exons. The coding region runs from base 47 to 334 and encodes 95 amino acids. Gene Ontology annotation, cellular component: extracellular exosome; cytoplasm. Gene Ontology annotation, biological process: endothelial cell migration. Gene Ontology annotation, molecular function: calcium ion binding; transition metal ion binding. The record is from RefSeq and is a predicted model, not a curated record. Lineage: Eukaryota; Metazoa; Chordata; Actinopteri; Osteoglossiformes; Mormyridae.
UCAGCCUUGUUACCCCUCUUUCCUGCAACAUCCGAUUGACCAAGCAAUGGCAAACUCUACUCAACUAGAGAUGGCCAUGGCCAUGUUGAUGAGCGUCUUUGACAAAUAUGCAAUGUCUGAAGGAAAAAAGGACAUGCUGAGCAAGUCUGAGCUAAGGUCCUUGAUGGAGAAAGAGCUACCUGGAUUCUUAAAGAACCCUAAGGAGCAGGCAGAGGUAGACAAGCUCAUGAAGGAUCUGGACCACAAUGGAGACUCCGAGGUGGAUUUCAGCGAGUAUGUGGUCUUCAUUGCUGCCUUAACCUGUGCGUGUCACAGCCGUCCCAAGAAGAAGUGACUGCAGAGGAGGAAAGGCACCACGCCAUGCUUGCUUGCUGGGCGGUUCUGGGUUUCACAGGCUCAGAGGGAGGCAAACAAUAUGUCUCAGUGCUUAUACAAUCUCAUACUCUCAAAGGAUUUGAUUGAAUUCAUACUAUAAAAUAACCAUUUAAAGCAAUAAUGAGUAAUCUUUCG